This is a messenger RNA of Cottoperca gobio, 2738 nucleotides long. It is a transcript of the gene rep15, whose product is annotated as RAB15 effector protein. The record is from RefSeq and is a predicted model, not a curated record. Bases 24 to 842 code for a protein of 272 amino acids. Gene Ontology annotation, biological process: receptor recycling. The transcript is spliced from 2 exons. Lineage: Eukaryota; Metazoa; Chordata; Actinopteri; Perciformes; Bovichtidae.
CCGUCCUCCAUCAUCAGUCCACCAUGGGCCAGACCAUCAGCAAACCCACAAACCCUUUCCAGAACUCCAACUUCUCUUUUAAGCGCAGCUCCCCAAGCUCUCCCUCUAACAAUCAGAGCAUGUCCCCUCGACCGAGCAUCUUCUCCACACUGAGGAGGCCCCCCGUCAACAAACCCAACAGUUUCAUACCUCUAUUCAACGACUGCAUCUCUACCGCCUCAUCCAGAACUCAAGAAUACCUCCUCUUCAAAGACCCAGAGGACAAGUUUCAUGCAAGCCCUGAGGUGCUCACUCAGAUCUUCCUGAUGACCUACAUCUCUCAGAGUGUCAGCCGCAACAUGACAGACACCUUCAACUGCACGGCCAUGACGCCUGAGCAGCGCAUCCUCCUAGGGGCUGACUGGGUCUGGGCCAUGCUGGAGACUCCGACCAAGAAUCCACAGAUCCAGAUUGCUGUGCAGGUCCUACACCUGCCCAACAGGGUGAAUGCAGAGGAGAACAGCAUCCCCCAAGAAGCCUGCAGCGAGUCUAUCCAGAUUGCCCAGAAGGAGUCCAGCAACAAGACCCCAUACGAGAGAAUGGUGGACUUCUGCACCUCCAUUGGUAAGGACUGCUACGCCCUCUUCUUGUUCAUGGGGAAGAAAAGUGACAAGGGAAAUAUCUACGGCGUGCUCAGCAACAACUUUGAGGUGGCCAUCGGAAAGUGCGACAAGAUUGACAGAGCUUUUAUCGAGAACUUCUUCAAAGGCUCGAGGUAUCUCCAUACACCUUCAGGAAUGAUGCAGGCCAUUGUCACCAAGAAAGUGGGAGACUCUCUCACUCUCAUGAUUAAAUUCAGCUAAACCAAAGGGACUCGUAAUAUUUAAUGGCCAAUAACAUGAUACAAUAAUACAGUAAUACACUUAAUGCGUUAGAAAUGUGGGAGCUAUGAAGUAUGUCAUCCUGCAGACAUAUUAAUAUGUUGAGUUUGAUAAAGUAGAAUGCCUUCAAGAGAAAAUUCUGGUUAUUUUCAAUCUAUCCCAGUUGUUGAUGGUGCUUCUAACAAGUAUAUCAGUCACUUUUUUCUGCUUUUUAUAUAUUAGUUACUCCUGUUUUCUAACCACUAAUCUAGUAAUUGUUAAAACAAGACAAAACAUACUGCUGUUACAUGCAUCUUUAAAGAGCUGCAAGGUUUAAUCAUACCAUUUCAGUUACUACAUUUCUAAAAUAGCAUAACAUGGUGCUCAAGUUUGAAUGUGAUUAAUGUGCGAGUGCAGAUGUGUUUACCUGCAUGCCAUUGGAAACACAGAUGCAUGUUCACGUAACAUAAAAGUAUGAACUAGGGCAGCUCCCUCCAAAACAACCAGAGUAAAUUAGAAAUUCAAAGACAGAACACAUUGACCAUAACAGCAACAGGAUCCAUCAUUUUGUAACCAACCUGCUGUUUGGACAACAUGUUAAUUUGAGGCUCUGUUUACUGUGUAUAGUUUUGCAUAUUGCAUCUGAGCAGCCUGAGCUACAUGUUUGAUGUUUGGAUUUAGGCAGAAGUUGGUAUACAAACCCUUUUUUACUCUUCUUGAGGGAAAUGUUCUUGUUUUCUUUAAACUAUUUCUUUUUUCUUUAUUACAUUUUUAUUCAAAAGUGAAUUUAAUCAAACCUUUUGAUGUUUAACAAAUUAUUGUAACGAUCUGAAAAUAUUGUAAAUCUCUCUUAUUGCCACAUACUAUAUAAAUUUACAUAUUAAUAUAUAUCUUCUCAACAUGUUACAGAUUGAUUUGAUCCUUAUUAUUGUGGCUCUAUCAGUUGUUGUUUUUCAUAAAGAAUUUGCAAUGACAACGUUUUCCUUUUGUGCAACAAUGUAGAAGAUCUUUUCAUGAGAGUUUAGGGAAAAAUGUUGUCAGUGCUGAUGUCCUGAUCAGAUCUCACUUCAGCUACACCAAAGCAAGAAAACAUGUUAUGAAACAAAAGAGUUGCUGCAUACAAGAUACAAAGCCAUAAUGAAAAAGAGCAGUGUGUCAAAAUACUAAUAGCAAUUUACUAACUGUAGAAAUUAUGGAUUAUGAGAAUGCCAUGAUUUAGGCAUUGCACCCCAACAUUUUAACUAGAAAGGUACAUUAUUGUAAACAUUACCUGCUAAGCAUCAGAAUGUUAACAUCGUAUGUUGUUGUUGUGAGUAAGUUAGCAUGUUAACAAAUUGACAACAGUAACUUUUUAUUAGACCUUUAACCUACGUCGGAAAAAAAUGACAUACCUGUAAUGACCUGUUCCAAUUCAAAGUGUGCAAGCGCAACAGAAUGUAUGAAGUACUUUACCUUGUCUUCCAAAGGGCCCUCCUAAAAUUCAGCUUGACCUAUUGCAUGCCCUGAUCUAUCAAUAAACUAAGCUAAAAAUUGAAAAUGGCCUCAGUGCCCAAUCAGUAGGUAGCAGUCACACACCAUAAAACACCACCGCUGCUCAUCUCCCUAUGAGACUCAGCAAUGAGAAUACAACAGGGCCAGCUGGGCCUGUAGUUAGAGGGCUUUGUGUCUGUGAAAACCUGGAUGAAAUGGGGAAAGCACACACUCAUGAAGGUGACCAGGUGAGCCCGAGAAGGGGACAUAGGCCUUGUGCUUUGUCUAUCGCAGUGCGGGUGCAGCCCAAAGCUCACCUCCAGGAGAGCAGCUGACAUCAAGCCGAGGAAUAUAAGGACAUGACAAUUCCAGCGUUACUAUGCAUUCGUCUGACAGGCUGACAUUCACUGCGCACGAGUCUAGUUGGAG